CGCUGUGUGUACAAGUAUUUAUUAGAAUAUUGUUUCUGUUUGUACAUUUUUUUGCAAUGAGUUUGCCAACGAAAGUGGUCCCCAAACCCGCCACUGUCUCAGUCAGCGGACAAGGAAGGGGCCCCUCUCCGUCGAGCCAGCUGCGGACUGCCCUGACCUCAGUGUCUCUACCGCCGGGAGCUCCGGUCGCUCCCCAGCCGGCCGCCGGUCUGCCACCUCAAAUACCAAGGGUCCAGCAGUCGAUAGACGAGCGCAUCUUCUCACAGCCUGGAGUCACUGCAGUCUAUACCAUACCCAGGCAUGCUGGGCCUCAGUAUGCUGCUCACGACCUCUCAAAGGGCCACCCCGGCUUGGCGUGCACGCCCCCCAACCACCCCCACUCCGCCGCGCUCUCUCAGGUAUCGCUCGCCACAGCGUCGGCGUACCGCUACCCCAAGGGCUGGGAGACAGGCCCAGGGUCUCCAUACAACCCUGUACAGAACCCUGGCUCCGCCCCUCUAGUGUACUCUACUCAAACGCAGCCAAUGAAUGCACAACCUCAGAGUCGUCCGUUUGCAACGGGCCCUCGACCAACACACCAUCAGGGAGGAUUCAGGCCCGUCCAGUUUUUCCAGAGGGCCCAGAUGCAGGCGGCCCGGCCCACGCUGCCCACCAACCCCCCCUCCCUGAGGCCCGGGGCUCAGAACCCCCCGGCGGCCGUCUACCCCCAGAGCCAGCCCAUCAUGAUGACCAUGGCCCCCAUGCCCUUCCCCUCGCCACAGGCCGCCCAGUACUACAUCCCACAGUACCGCCACAGUGCUCCCUACGUGGGCCCCCCCCAGCAGUACUCCGUACAGCCCCCCACCACCGGAGCCUUCUACCCUGCUCCCGGCCACGGAGAGUUCCCCACCCCCUACCACCCCCUCAGGUACCACGCUCCGGUGUCCCCCGCCGUAGCGGCGCCGGUCCAGACGGCGGGCCCGGCCUACUACCAGGGGACGCCCCCCGGAGUGGUGUUCCCCCCCUCGCCCCCCGUCAUAGUGCCUACGCCGCAGCCGCCUCCCCCCGCCAAACGAGAGAAGAAGGCAAUCCGUAUCCGGGACCCCAACCAGGGCGGCCGCGACAUCACUGACGAGAUCAUGUCGGGGUCCGGGAGCCGGAACCCAACGCCCCCCGUUGGACGGCCCUCCUCCACCCCCACCCCCCCACAGCAGCAGGCGAGCAGCAGGCAGACGCCGGAGCUCCAGCCCCCCCCCCCGCCGGGGCCGCCCGCCCAGCACCAGCGGACUCCCUCUCCUGGGGCCUACACCCCGGAGCCGCAGGGCCCGCCCCCCGGGGCUACUGCCGCCGCCGACACCACGCCUCGGCCAGAUGAAAUACCAAAAGUUGAGCCGGGCCUCCAGAAGUCUUCCUCUCCUGGCCCGCUGCAGCCCGACCCCGCAGUGAGGAGACGGGAGGCCAGCCCCCCCGCCUCCCCUGCUGAGACCCCCAAGCCUCCCUCAGCGGCCCCUCCAGCAGGCCCCCUGCCUAUCGCAGCAGAGGCCAGCGCUGGGGAACGCCCCUCCACCGUGGAGCCCUCCUCCACCGUGGAGCCCUCCUCCACCGUGGAGCCCUCCUCCACCGUGGAGCCCUCCUCCACCGUGGAGCCCUCCUCCACCGUGGAGCCCUCCUCCACCGUGGAGCCCUCCUCCACCGUGGAGCCCUCCUCCACCGUGGAGCCCUCCGCCACCGCCACGGAGCCCACAGUCCCCCUGGCACCCCCUCCAACACAGAGCCCCAAGGAGCCCCAGGCCUUGCUUGCAGCCCCUCCUCAGACCCCCAGCACAGAGCAGCCUCUUCCAGAGACCCCCUGCGCUCUGGCCACUCCACCGGUCCAAGCUCCCGAGGCCCUCAAUGGCCUCGAAGACCCCCCAGCCGAGCCGCACUCCCCAGCGCAAGAGCCUUCCCCUCUGGCCUCAGCUGUACUCCAGCCCCAGGCUUCGUCACCGGCCUCUAAAGAGGUUUCCCAGGAGCCGCUGGCCACAGAGAAGAGCCCGGUGGGGGCCACUGCUUGCCCUGGGGCCCAUGUGGCCCUUAAGACUCCUGUCGCCGUGGUUCCGGUCACCCUGUCCUGCUCCUCUGCCCCCUUGACGUCCAUGCCUGCGCCCCCUCCUGGCCUGCCCCCGCUGGUGCAGGCCCCGGCGGAGGCUGGGGAGCCCAGCAAGCCUGUGGACACUAAAGCUCUUCCUCUGAAAGCGGGCCUGGAGUCCCCUACUGGGCUGGCUGAUGGCACGGCAGGGGCCCAGAAGGCAGGGGCCCAGAAGGCAGGGGCCCAGAAGGCAGGGGCCCAGAAGGCAGGGUCCCACCCGCAAGCACUCGCCAGGAAGAGUCCCACUACAGUCGGCCAGACUUCUUCUGCCACACCAAAGAGCUGGAGGAAACCAAACGAGGUCCCUGGAGGAGAGGGCCCCCAGAAGGAGAGCAAGGAGGAGCAGAGCCCCCUGCGGUGCUGCCCCCACACCCCCCCGCGCCCGGCCGCCCUGCUGCCCACGCCCAACAUCCCCCCCACCAUCCCGGCCCGGUUCCUGGUCAGGGGGGCCCCCGCCCAGCCCGCCGCCCCGGAGGAGAACGGAGAGGCGGAGCCCAUGAGGAACGGGGCGGGGCCUAUGAGGAACGGGGCGGGGCCUAUGAGGAACGGGGCGGGGCACGCCUCGGAGACGGAGAGCAGCGACAGCGGCGGCGGCCCGGGGGACAAGGAGAGCUCCGGAGCCCCGGACACGGAAGACCUGGCGGAGUCCCCCGGGAAGAGGCAGUACAACAGGGACUACCUGCUCCGCUUCCAGUUCAUGCCGGCCUGUGUUCAGAAGCCCGAGGGGCUCCCAUCAAUCAGUGACGUGGUGCUAGACAAGAUCAACCAGACCAAGCUGCCAUCCCAGCAGCAGCAGCAGCAGCAGCGCGUGUCAGAGCCGCGCGUCGUCUCCAGGGGACCCGACUUCACGCCUGCGUUCGCCGACUUUGGCAGACAGAUGACCGGGGCUCGCGGUCCCCCUAUGGUCAACAUGGGGGCUCGCCGCCCCCCUCCCAGAAAGAUCAUCAUGAACGUGUCGGACGACAUCCAGCUGAAGAAGUCUGAGAACGCCUGGAAGCCCGGCCUGAAGAGAGAGGCUGUGGGAGAGGAGACGGAGGUGAACCAGACACAGGAGCUGUUCCGGAAGGUGCGCAGCAUCCUGAACAAGCUAACCCCCCAGAUGUUCAACCAGCUGAUGAAGCAGGUGACGGACCUGACCAUCGACACCGAGGAGCGUCUGAAGGGUGUCAUCGACCUGGUGUUCGAGAAGGCCAUCGACGAGCCCAGCUUCUCCGUCGCCUACGGCAACAUGUGCCGCUGCCUGGCAACGCUUAAGGUGCAGAUGACAGACAAGCCCAACACCACGGUGAACUUCCGCAAGCUGCUGCUGAACCGCUGCCAGAAGGAGUUUGAGAAGGACCAGGUGGACGACGUGGUGUUUGAGAGGAAGCAGAGAGAGUUGGAGUCUGCUGCAUCGGCUUCGGAGCGGGAGCUGCUCCAGGCGGAGCUGGAGGAGGCUAAGGACAAGGCCCGGAGGCGCUCCAUCGGGAACAUCAAGUUCAUCGGGGAGCUCUUCAAGCUGAAGAUGCUGACGGAGGCCAUCAUGCACGACUGCGUGGUCAAGCUGCUGAAGAACCACGACCAGGAGUCACUGGAGUGCCUCUGCCGGCUGCUCACCACCAUCGGCAAGGACCUGGACUUCGCCAAAGCCAAGCCACGCAUGGAUCAGUAUUUCCGUCAGAUGGAAAAGAUUGUCAAGGAGCGGAAGACGUCGUCACGGAUACGGUUCAUGUUACAAGACAUUAUAGACCUGCGGUUGCACGACUGGGUGUCCAGGAGAGCCGACCAGGGCCCCAAGACCAUCGAGCAGAUCCACAAGGAGGCCAAGAUCGAGGAGCAGGAGGAGCAGAGGAAGGUGCAGCAGCAGCUGCUCAACAAGGACGCCGCCAAGCGACGGCCAGACCCCCGGGAGCAGAGAGACCAGAGGGAGCCGCGGACCCCCAGGGAGGAGACCUGGAACACGGUGCCCAUGACCAAGAACAGCAGGACCAUCGACCCCAACAAGCUCAUGAAGAUCUCCAAGCCUCAGAUGGAUGAAAAGAUCCAGCUAGGACCUCGGGUCAGCUGGAUAAAGGGGAGCAGUGGGGGCGCCAAGGCCGGCGACUCAGAAGGGUCCAGGUCCGGUGGCAGCAGUCUGAACCGGUACUCGGCCCUCCAGGCCACCCCCCCCGUCCCGGGGUCCCCGGCCCCCGCCCAGAACGCAGACUACGACUCGCGGAGAGCCCUGGGGAGCCGCAGUACGGGCAGAGAGCGCAGCGACAAGCCCCUGAGCCCGGUCCCCGCGUCGUGGCCCGGGCCCGUCUCCAGGGCCGGCAGCUCCAGGGACCUGAUGGAGGAGAAGGAGGGGGAGGAGCCCCGCAGACCCAGCCCCCACGAGGAGAAGGCGGAGCCAGAGAGGAGCCGGGCCAAGGAGGCCGGUAAGAGCCCCAGAACCCCCUGGAGAGAACCGGGGGCGCUGGAGCAGCAAUACGAGAUGGAGGAUACGGUCUAUAGAGUCCGCCCUGGGCCGGCCACCGUCCCCGACGGGCCGCUGCUCCCUGAGGAGGAGGAGGUGGAGAGGAGGUCCAAGGCCAUUAUCGACGAGUUCCUGCACAUCAACGACCUCAAGGAGGCGGUGCAGUGUGUGGGGGAGCUAAAGGGGGGGUCCCACCUGCAGGUGUUUGUGCGUGUGGGGGUGGAGUCCACGCUGGAGCGCAGCCAGAAGGCCCGGCAGCACGUGGGCCAGCUGCUCUUCCAGCUGCUGCAGCAGGGGGUGCUGUCCCAGGCCCAGCUGGUCUCAGGGUGCACUGACAUCCUGGAGCAGGCUGACGACAUGGCCAUAGACAUCCCCCACAUCUGGCUGUACCUGGCGGAGCUGCUCAGCCCCGUGCUGCGAGAGGGCGGCUUCUCUAUGAGAGAGCUCUUUAGUGAUUUAAGCAAACCAUUACUUCCUGUUGGAAGAGCUGGGAUGUUAUUUUCUGAAAUACUGCACAUACUAUGCAAAACCACGAGCCAUAGCCAGGUGGGCGCUUUGUGGCGCGCAUCAGGCCUCGGCUGGAGCCACUUCCUGUUGGAGGGGGAAGACGUCCAGGAGUUCAUUUCACAACAGAAGCUGCAGUUCACCCAGUGGGAGGGCGUCUGUCCCGAGGCGGCGGCGGCCAGCAGCACCCGGCCCGGAGAGGAGUGGAGCCGGCAGCUGGAGCGCCUGCUGAUGGAGGAGAUGGCCACCGACGAGCAGGUCUUCGACUGGGUGGAGGCGAACCUGGACGAAUCCCAGAUGAGCUCGUCUCCCUUCCUCAGAGCUCUGAUGACAGCAGUGUGCAAGGCAGCGGUGAGGGACGAGAGCAGCCCGUGCCGUGUGGACACUGCCCUCAUCCAGAGGAGACUGCCUGUGUUACUGAAGUACCUGAACUCAGACACGGAGCGACAGCUGCAAGCACUUUACGCACUUCAGGCCCUGAUAGUCACCCUCGACCAGCCCCCGAACCUCCUGCGGAUGUUCUUCGACUGUCUGUACGACGAGGACGUGAUCUCGGAGGACGCCUUCUACCGCUGGGAGGCCAGCGGUGACGCGGCGGAGCGGGGGAAGGGCGUGGCGCUGAAGUCCGUCACGGCCUUCUUCACCUGGCUGAGGGAGGCAGAGGAGGAGUCGGAGGACAACUGACGAGGAGAGCCCCUCCCUCCUCCUCCCCACCAAGCCCAGGAAAUAAACUAAAGAACUGCAGAACCCUGGAGACGACAGCGUCCUGGGGGGUCAGCGGGCCGCUCACAGCCGACACUGAAAUGUGUUCUCCUUUUUAUUUGUUUUUAUUUUUCAGUUGUCGCCCUCUCCCCCUCCCUCUCCCUCGCCCCCUCCCUCUCCCCCCCCCUCCCUCUCCCCCCCCCUCCCUCUCCCCCCUCCCCCUCCCCCCCCCCCCCAUGCGUGGUACGGUUCCUCAACACACCGCCAUCUUGGACCUUGGAUCCAAACGGCAGAAGCACUAAAUACCUGUAUUAUACAUAGAAGAUAUUUUUGUUUUAAAUUUUAAACUUACUUUUUUUCUUUCUUUUGUUACUUUUUAAAGAAGAGACUUACAGAAAAAGGACAAAUAGCCUCUGGACUCUUUAAUUUAUUAUUUUUUUAAAAGGACUGCGAAUAAGGAAUUUUAUUUAACAUUUGCAGACACUCACGGAAGAGGCACGGGCCGCCGUAGAAAUAACAACCGUAUGAUUAUUAAUGAUUAUAAUAACACACGCACACACACACACACAGGGUAGAACUAAGGUCAUUGGGGACUGACCGGGAUGCAGAGGGACCUGAGUGGACACACGCGCUGAGCGGUAUGCGUGACGUACGCACACACACAGGUGUAUGCGUGACAUACACACACACAGGUGUAUGCGUGACAUACACACACACACAGGUGUAUGCGUGACGUACACACACACACAGGUGUAUGCGUGACAUACACACACACACAGGUGUAUGCGUGACGCACACACACACAGGUGUAUGCGUGACGCACGCACACACAGGUGUGCGUUUGGCAAUAUGAGCUUCGACAUGGUUACCGUGUGGGUAUCCAGGAAGUGUUUGGCUUGCUCCAUGUGAUCUGUACAUAACCCCGCCCCCCCCCCGCCCCACCAAUCAGAGCCCACAGAAUGCCUUUGCCAAGACCAACGCCAGCUUGUCCACUCAGAGCUCUGGAGUGACCCCGAGUACACCGCAACGGCCAACGACCAACGGGAACGCCCGGACGACCGCUACGAUGAGCAUAAUGCAAGUUUAGGCGACAACAAAAAAACACAGAAGCAGAAGCUGGGGUUGCAGAACAUGAAGUGCUUGUAAAACUUCAGACCUACAGAUUUAAACGCUUGUAAAUACAUUAAAGAGAAAAAAGGUAUUUAAAAAAACAAAA
This is a messenger RNA of Gadus macrocephalus (Pacific cod), 6963 nucleotides long. RefSeq names its product eukaryotic translation initiation factor 4 gamma 3-like. Gene Ontology annotation, cellular component: eukaryotic translation initiation factor 4F complex. The record is from RefSeq and is a predicted model, not a curated record. Gene Ontology annotation, molecular function: protein binding; mRNA binding; translation initiation factor activity. Lineage: Eukaryota; Metazoa; Chordata; Actinopteri; Gadiformes; Gadidae.